Molecule: messenger RNA, 713 nt
Organism: Jaminaea rosea
Lineage: Eukaryota; Fungi; Basidiomycota; Exobasidiomycetes; Microstromatales
Exons: 4
Coding region: 126-668 (180 amino acids)
Source: RefSeq, a predicted model, not a curated record
CCUUCGCAGUCUUGUACUGCAGAAAUCGGGAGCAGUAUAACGCUCUCUGGGAAGCCCGAUCAGACCUCCGGGCAGAAACUUGUGAGGCGAUGGAGGUGGGGAGAUAUCUGAUCAUCAGCCUUUAGAUGAAAGCGAAUCAGGCGAACUUCAAGCAAAGCAAGCUACGCCACCAUGCGAGCAGGGGUAAUCCUUGCAAAGCCGAACACUCAGCAAGGAUGACCAGCACAUGCGCAGCCUUCCAAAGCCUGAACUCAUCACGCAAACUCAGUGCGCGAGCGGGACUCGCUCACCGCUCACCUCUCUCAUUCUCCACCAUCAAUACCAACAACACGAUGACUGGUCUUCCUCUCUUCGACGCUGCCGACCUCCCCUUCCCAUCCGCCCAGUGGCCCACUUCAAACUGGCAAGGCGAUGAUGGCGAGCUGGAGUACUGGCUCCUGAAGCGCGAGGUCAAUCGCAGGAAGGAGCCAUCCCCGGCCGAAGAUCAACGCUCUCCCUCUCCUUCUCCUCGUGUGGCGCCAUCGCGUGCGAUCACUCGCCAACGCUCUCCUUCUGGUUCGCCUCCCGCCAAUUGCCUCACGGAGCGCGAGCUGCGACGAAUGGAUGAGCAAGAUGCGAAGAUCCGCGCCCGCCGCAGCAUCAAUGACGGAGGCGACGAAGACGACUAAGACAAAGACCGCACCAGCAAGCGCACAAGGACCGUCCGCUGGGCC